AUGUGGACCUCGACGCUGAACGUGAACUUUCUCAGGGCUUUCCGUCUUCUGUGCAUUUGCCGGAGCUCACGCAUGGUGACCUCUGUUCCAGAACUCCGCGUGCUGCUGGUGGCGUUGAAGGCCUCCAUGAGGGCAUUGGUUGUUGCUGCUGUGUUUCUCCUGUUCAUUCUCUUUCUGUGGGCCAUCGUUGCAGUGGAAACCCUACACCCGUUGCUGUCCUCGUCGCACGCGUCCGACGAUGCGUUGGCCUUCGAGGAUGUGUGGAAGGCAGCGGUGACCAUUCUGCUGCAGAUGGGGGGAUGGAUCCAGGAGGAUUUCGGAGACGUUGUGCUUGAUGCGCCAUGGACGGCUGCCAUUUUCUUUGGGAUUUUGGUGAGCAUCCUGGACUGGGAAAAGACUGAAAAGCAAUUUUUGGCUGAGCGCAAAGAUGAAGAAUCCGUGAAGGGAAAGAAGAAAAGCAAGGAAACCUUGAAGAAGGACAACAAGACCGCCGAGAAAGCUGCACCAGCUGAGUCGAAGCCUGAACCCUUGAAGAAGAAGGACAACAAGACCGCCGAGAAAGCUGCACCAGCUGAGUCGAAGCCUGCAGCUGUGGCUUUGCUGCUCAAGGGGGAACCCUUGAAGAAGAAGGACAACAAGACCGCCGAGAAAGCUGCACCAGCUGAGUCGAAGCCUGCAGCUGAAACUUUGAAGAAGGACAACAAGACCGCCGAGAAAGCUGCAGUUGCUGAGUCGAAGCCUGCAGCUGAAACUUUGAAGAAGGACAACAAGACCGCCGAGAAAGCUGCAGUUGCUGAGUCGAAGCCUGCAGCUGAACCCUUGAAGAAGAAGGACAACAAGACCGCCGAGAAAGCUGCACCAGCUGAGUCGAAGCCUGCAGCUGUGGCUUUGCUGCUCAAGGGGGAACCCUUGAAGAAGAAGGACAACAAGACCGCCGAGAAAGCUGCAGUUGCUGAGUCGAAGCCUGCAGCUGUGGCUUUGCUGCUCAAGGGGGAAACCUUGAAGAAGGACAACAAGACCGCCGAGAAAGCUGCAGUUGCUGAGUCGAAGCCUGCAGCUGUAUCUUUCCUGCUCUAG
Molecule: messenger RNA, 1077 nt
Organism: Cladocopium goreaui
Lineage: Eukaryota; Dinophyceae; Suessiales; Symbiodiniaceae
Source: the annotation of a GenBank genome assembly